CGCACAACAGCGUCGCGAUAAUAGUUUGUUAAAAAUACAGUUUAUUAUUCGUUCGUUUCCGUCACUGGUCGAUGUUGCCCGAUAAGUAAUCAAUGAAGGUGUGUGUCUUCACAAUUUACAUUUGAUAUGAUCCUUUGAGGAAUUAAUUAGUGCGUUUUUAAACGGUUUGGUAAAUAGUCGUAAUACAGAAAAUACGAUAACGAUCUCGAGACGAACUUAAAAGAAAUAUGGUAAACAUCUUAUAGGAACGAACGUAAUUCCUAUAGUGCAAAAAAAUUAACUGUCAAAAUGAGCAGUUCUUCCAAGUUAAAAAAGAAACACUUCCGUGUGAAGCACCAGAAAGUGAAGCUAUUCAGGGCCAACGAGCCCUUCUUGUCUGUUUUCAUGUGGGGCAUCAACCACACUAUAAAUGAACUGAUGCACGUUACAAUACCGGUGAUGCUGCUGCCGGAUGACUUUAGGGCCUAUUCGAAAAUAAAAAUUGACAACCAUCUCUUCAACAAGGAGAAUAUGCCUUCUCAUUUCAAAGUGAAGGAAUACUGCCCUAUGGUCUUUAGGAAUAUCAGAGAACGCUUUGGAAUCGAUGAUCUCGACUAUAAAGAGUCGUUGACAAGGUCCCAGCCUUUACCCGAUGAUUCUUCUGGCAAAAGUGGAGCUAAGUUCUACUUAAGCUAUGACAGAAUAUUCAUAAUCAAGACUCUUACCUCAGAGGAAGUAGAGAGGAUGCACUCGUUCUUAAAACACUAUCACCCGUACAUUGUGGAGAGACACGGCAAGACCCUCCUCCCCCAGUAUCUCGGCAUGUACCGGCUGACUGUCGACAAUGUCGAACACUACAUUUGCGUCAUGAGGAAUGUUUUCUCGAAUCACCUUAGCACGCACAGGAAGUUUGAUCUGAAAGGCUCCACCGUCGAUAGGGAAGCCUCCGAGAAAGAAAGGGAAAAGGAGCUGCCCACUUUGAAGGAUAACGAUUUCGUAAACGAACAAAUGAAGGUUUACAUUGGAGAGGAAGCAAAGCAAAAACUCAUGGAAACUUUGACGGCUGACGUCGACUUUCUGACAAAACUGCACUUGAUGGAUUACAGCCUGCUGUUAGGCAUCCACGAAGUGGAGAGGGGCGAGCAGGAGAUGCAGCGGGAACGCGAACUGGAAGCUGAGAACCCUCAAGACUCCGACGAGAGCGAGUCCGGUUCCGGCCUGGAGAACAGGACGUUGGGGUUCAACACGCCUCCGGACUCGCCCAACGCAGUGGCGCAGUUCCUGCGAGAGCACAGCCUACAAUAUGAAGGGGGCAUCAUCCCGGAGCUGGACAUAUACGCGAUCCCGAGCUGCGAUCACGCACCCGUCAAGGAGAUCUACUUCAUAGCCAUCAUAGACGUCCUGACGCACUACGGGGUGAAAAAGCAGGCCGCCAAGGCGGCGAAGACCGUCAAGUACGGCUCGAACGUAGACGGCAUAAGUACCUGCGACCCGGAGCAGUACGCGAGGCGGUUCCUGGAUUUCAUGUCGAAGGCGAUCGAGUAGAGCGUCGGAGACGGCAGCGACUGGCCAUUUAAUUUAGUUUGUGUGGACGGGGUGUUUUUUCGUGUGUUCUUUGGGGCGACGCAGCUAUUUACCUUUUAAGGCGAGUCCAGCGGAGGGUUGGUAGUUUGCUGAAUAUUUUUGCGGACCGUAUUUUUCUAGUCGGCAAAGUAGGUAGUUGUUAUUCGAUUUAGGAAGCCAGCGGAAGGCAGGGCAGUCCGGGUUCGAAACUCCCCUCGAGGGCAGUUCGGGAAAUAUUCAGCAAAGUGCUUUAAAUUUCGUGUAUUUUAUUCAGAGUAUUCUAAAUGUCCCUUUAUUUAAUAAAAAUAAGUUAGUUAAUCAGAAUCAUUUUAUUACUGUAUAUAAUCCUAACAAGUUUUUAGAUAUGUAUAUAAGAAUAAUUGUGAUGUAUUUUAUAUUU
Anoplophora glabripennis (Asian longhorned beetle) is the source of this 1942-nucleotide messenger RNA. RefSeq names its product phosphatidylinositol 5-phosphate 4-kinase type-2 alpha (gene PIP4K). Gene Ontology annotation, molecular function: phosphatidylinositol kinase activity. The coding region runs from base 289 to 1524 and encodes 411 amino acids. The record is from RefSeq and is a predicted model, not a curated record. The transcript has 8 exons. Gene Ontology annotation, biological process: phosphatidylinositol metabolic process. Lineage: Eukaryota; Metazoa; Arthropoda; Insecta; Coleoptera; Cerambycidae.